CUCGUCUUUAUCAUGUCGAUAUGGAAAAUGGCAGAAAAAUUAACUUGACAUAUUAAGUUUUUUUUUUUUUUUAAACCAAUUAUAUUUAUAAAAUAUUAACUAAAAAUAUUUAAAAUAUCAUUAAAAUAAUUGGAAAAGUGAAAAUAAUUUGAAAUUUUGAUUUCGGUUAGAGUGAUUGAGGCGUUGGGAACGAUUUGCGUAGGUUAUUGAAGUUGGAAUUUUUUUUGUGAAUUGGUUUUUAUUUCAAAGCAAGAAAAAAAACACGUUUUUAAAUAUAAUUCUGAAUUUAAAAAAAAAGUAAAAUUAAAUUUUAUAAUUGAUUUGCGAAAAAAAUUUAUGUUUGUGUACUUUUAAAACAAAAAUAAGUCACGAGAAAAAUUUCGCUCGUAAGUUCGAAAUCUGUAUAUGUAUAUGUACAUACUUGCAUAUAAAAAAAUUAUUGUGUAAAUUUCAACAUUUGUUGAAUUAGAUUAAAAAUUAAAAUUUUUGAAAUUAUUUGAAUUCACUAAAUUAAAUAUUAAAAUCUUCAGAAAGGAACAAAAUGAAGGAUUUAAGAGGAAAUGAAGUUCUUGUCGGUGGUAAAUACCGAAUUAUCCGCAAAAUUGGAAGCGGAUCGUUUGGUGACAUAUAUUUGGGUAUGAGUGUUCAAUGUGGUGAAGAAGUUGCCAUUAAAAUAGAAAGUGUUACAGCACGUCACCCUCAACUUCUUUACGAAUAUAAAUUAUAUCGUAUAUUAGCUGGGGGUGUUGGUAUACCACGAAUUCGGCAUUAUGGAACUGAAAAAAAUUAUAAUACAUUGGUGAUGGAAUUAUUAGGUCCAUCCUUGGAGGAUUUAUUUACAUUUUGUAGUCGUCAUUUUACAAUUAAAACUGUUCUAAUGUUGGUUGAUCAAAUGAUUGGUCGCUUAGAAUUUUUGCACCUAAAAUUUUUUAUUCAUCGUGAUAUAAAACCAGACAAUUUUCUAAUGGGUAUUGGACGACAUUGCAAUAAAUUAUUUUUAAUUGAUUUUGGAUUAGCAAAAAAAUAUCGUGAUCCCCGUAACAAACAACAUAUACCAUAUCGCGAGGAUAAAAAUUUAACUGGUACAGCUAGAUAUGCAUCAAUAAAUGCCCAUUUGGGUAUUGAACAAUCCAGACGUGAUGAUAUGGAGUCAUUAGGAUAUGUUAUGAUGUAUUUUAAUCGUGGUGCAUUACCAUGGCAAGGAAUGAAAGCAACAAAUAAAAAACAGAAAUAUGAAAAAAUUUCUGAAAAGAAAAUGUCAACACCAAUUGAAGUUUUAUGCAAAGGUUUUCCAGCUGAAUUUUCAAUGUAUUUGAAUUAUUGUCGAAGCUUACGUUUUGAAGAACAGCCAGAUUAUAUGUAUUUAAGGCAACUAUUUAGAAUUUUAUUCCGUACACUGAAUCACCAAUACGAUUAUACAUAUGAUUGGACAAUGUUGAAACAGAAAACACAACAUGGUGCCGCAAGUGCUGCAAUAACACAAGGUUCCCAAGAUCAAAAUCAAAAAGAAAAGCAAAGACAAGAAAAUGGAACCGAUCUAAAAUGAAACUGUCUUUUUUCAAUGUUAAAAAAAAGAUUAUUAAAUAAAAAAGAUAAAUAAAUAAACUUUAAAAAAUGACUUAAAAAAAAACAAAAAAAAAAAUUAAAAAAUAAUAAAACAAAAAAAAAAAUUAUAUAAAAAAAAAGUAUAAAAAUGUUAAAAAAAUAAUAAUAUUAAUCAAUUAAGUAUUUUAAUUUUGCUAGUAUUUUAGUAAAAAAUAAAAAGGAAACAAACAAAUUAAAAACUUAAAAAUAAACAAAAUGAAACAACAAAAAAUUAAUGAAACAAAAA
Messenger RNA from Condylostylus longicornis, 1831 nucleotides. It is a transcript of the gene CkIalpha, whose product is annotated as casein kinase I. The transcript is spliced from 3 exons. Gene Ontology annotation, cellular component: cytoplasm; nucleus. The record is from RefSeq and is a predicted model, not a curated record. Gene Ontology annotation, biological process: peptidyl-serine phosphorylation; negative regulation of canonical Wnt signaling pathway; signal transduction. NCBI's taxonomy places the organism in Eukaryota, Metazoa, Arthropoda, Insecta, Diptera, Dolichopodidae. Gene Ontology annotation, molecular function: protein serine/threonine kinase activity; ATP binding. The coding region runs from base 542 to 1546 and encodes 334 amino acids.